Messenger RNA from Lactuca saligna, 282 nucleotides. Lineage: Eukaryota; Viridiplantae; Streptophyta; Magnoliopsida; Asterales; Asteraceae. The record is from the annotation of a GenBank genome assembly.
AUGAAAUUGGUUUUCAUAGUUUCUGUUUCGAAAUACAAUGUGCAAAGGAACACCAAUCAAUAUACUAUUUCCAGGAUUAGUGAUGAUGAGAUAUUGAUUGAGGAGUUGGAAAAAAAGUUUGUCGUUGCAGAGGAAGUUAAUUCACAAUCAUUUGAACAUGGUACCACUGAUUGUGAAUCUCAAGAUAACAUAUUUAUAAAGGAUACCAUAUCUCAUACUGAUGAUAAUGUGACACCAAUGAAUGUUUUCAAAUCGACAACCACAAGCCCAAAAAAAAUUUAA